AUGACAUCACCAAGAAUCUUAUUACUUGUGCUUAUAGCUACAGCCUCAGCCUUCACUUACAAUGAAGCCUUGGCUAAAUAAAAUGCAGCAUUAUCUUUUGCUUCAUAUUGUCCUAAUGCAGCAAUCCAUAAUUGGUCUGUUGGUUACGUAAGCAGAUCGUAUCCAGAUUUGACUAACAUUGAAGUUUUUGAGAAUCUUGUUAGUGUAAGAUUUUAAGAUAUAAUUUUAGGGAACAAAAGGAUAUAUAGCAUAUAAUAAAAAAGAAUCAGCUAUUGUAGUUAUUUUCAGAGGAUCAUCCAAUAUUCAAAAUUGGAUGGAGAACAUUACUUUUGGAAAAACUGAAUACAAUACAUCUUGCAAAUGUAAAGUACAUAAAGGAUUUCAUGAUGCUUUCUUGUCUCUUAAACCAAAACUUGAUACAUUACUUCCAGGAUAUAUUACCAAAUAUCCAUAUGCUGCUCUUCAUGUUGGUGGACAUAGCUUAGGUGGUGCUAUGGCCACUUUAUAUGCCUUAUAAUUAGCUGAAUAAGGAAAGACAGUUCAUUUGUUCAGUUAUGGUUCACCAAGAGUAGGAGAUCCAGAUUUCUAUGAUUGGUUCACUAAAUAUACAAAAAUUACUCAUUUUAGAGUUGUAAAUUAAAACGACACUGUUCCUCAUGUAUUAAAUAUUAUAUUAUAUUUUUUAGCUUCCAUUUUAUCCAUAAGGAUUCUACCAUGUAGACAGAGAAAUCUGGUAUCAUGAUGGAACUCACACUGUUUGUGCAGCCGUAAGAGGAGAAGAUAAAACUUGCUCAUACUCUGUCUAAAAUAAAUCUAAUGCUGAUCAUAGUACUUACAUUGGAUUAAGUUCAUCAGUUGAUUGCUGA
This is a messenger RNA of Paramecium primaurelia, 866 nucleotides long. Lineage: Eukaryota; Ciliophora; Oligohymenophorea; Peniculida; Parameciidae. The record is from the annotation of a GenBank genome assembly.